Messenger RNA from Eruca vesicaria subsp. sativa (arugula), 726 nucleotides. The record is from the annotation of a GenBank genome assembly. NCBI's taxonomy places the organism in Eukaryota, Viridiplantae, Streptophyta, Magnoliopsida, Brassicales, Brassicaceae.
AUGGGUGAGCUUCUAGCGAUCAAGAGCACCAUAACUGACCGUCUUCCUGGGGCACCUCGAGUUAUCUUGAGAGUCUGUGUGAGUAUGUUUGAUUCAUUGGCUGAGAAAUUUCAUGACAAGUUUGAUGGCUACAGGAAAGAGCCUAAGAUUGUCCUGGUAACAAGCAUCAAUCCAAAGAUAGCUUCUGGAAAAAGCUGGUUAUAUCUGAUUGGAACUUCUGCUACACGUGUUUUCUUUGAUUGUGAGACUACUGUUGGGCAAGAGGCUUACAACCGGUUUUCUUCUGCUACACGUGGAAUUGGUGUGAAUGCUGAGGUGGACACUGAUCUCCCUCGAUCGCUUGCUGCUGUCGUCGAUAACACGUACACUUUCCAGCUGAAGUUAACAGACUUCAAUUUCACUCCAAAUCACCAAACCUUUACCAUUUCUCGCAUCUUCCCAGCAAACGAGCUCGCACCCCUCCCCACCUUUGAGGAAGGAGCAGUGCAUGCUGAACCACCAGUCCAUCUAUCUGUUGCACCAGGUUUUGGCUCUAAAGGUAUCAGCCCAUGUAAUGUCGCAGGGCAAUCCAUGACGUCUGAUAAUCCUCAUGAAGUGCUGCAGACUGCUGUGAAGGAAGUCGAUGAUCCAGAAGGAAAUGCAGCUAAGAAAGCAGAGUGGAAUGAGUGUUCUUUAUAUCACCGACCAACCACGUUAUCUCUACGAGUUCAUGUUUCAUUUUGUUGA